GGCGUUCUCUUCUCGCGAGACUUGUGGGCGACCAUCUUGUUCCUGCCCCUGACAGUCUCUCCUGUCCGGGUCACUGGGACGCGGAGACGACCACCUAUACUCUCGCUGACGAUGCUGUCUCGCUUAGUAUUUUCUGCCGCCGCUGCAGCCGCCCCCUCCCUGAAGAAUGCAGCCCUUGUCGCUCCAGGGGCAUUGCAGGCAACAAGGAUCUUGCACACAGGACAGCCAAGCCUUGCCCCUCUACCACCUCUUCCUGAAUAUGGAGGGAAAGUUCGUAUGGGACUAAUCCCUGAGGAAUUCUUCCAGUUCCUUUAUCCUAAAACUGGCGUAACAGGACCCUAUGUGCUUGGAACUGGAUUGAUCUUAUAUUUCCUGUCCAAAGAAAUAUAUGUGAUUACUGCAGAAACUUUCUCUGCCAUAUCCAUAAUAGGAGUGAUUGUCUACGGAAUUAAAAAAUAUGGUGCCUCUGUUGCAGAAUUUGCUGAUAAGCUCAAUGAGCAACAAAUUGCCGAGCUGGAAGAAGUGAAACAGGCUUCUAUCAAGAAUAUCCAGGAUGCAAUUGAAGGGGAGAAAUCACAGCAGGCACUUGUUCAAAAGCGCCAUUACCUUUUUGAUGUCCAGAGGAAUAACAUUGCUAUGGCCUUGGAAGUUACUUAUCGGGAACGACUACUUAAAGUGUACAGGGAGGUGAAGAAUCGCCUCGACUACCAUAUCUCUGUGCAGAAUAUGAUGCGUCGAAAGGAACAAGAGCACAUGAUAAACUGGGUGGAGAAGCAUGUGGUACAGAGCAUCUCUGCACAGCAGGAAAAAGAGACAAUUGCCAAGUGCAUUGCAGAUCUAAAACUACUUGCAAAAAAGGCUCAAGCACAGCCAGUUAUGUAAAUGCCUCUGUCCUGUUGAUGGCUAGAAACAUUUUAACUGACAGAUGGAAAUUUCUCUGUGAGACGAAUCUUUCUGUAUUACUGUCUACUGAAGUUAAUCUUUCCUAAAAAUGAAGUUCCAUUUUGUGAGAGAAUAAAAACAGUGUAUUGACAGUGAGACAUUUCUCAUCCUUUAUUUGUAUUUUGAGUUGUUCUAUGCUUACUUUUGAAUAAGCCUCUUGCUUUUAAUAUAAUUUGGUUACUGACUAGAUAUCAAUUUACAGUUUAAAUUUAUAAUUAAUUUUACCAUUUCCCAAUAAAGUAACCAAUAAAACAAAGUUUAUCAGAUUGCCUAAUUCUCUGAAAUACUAUUUCAGCAUCACCAUUUGAGUAAAACUUAAAUAUGUCAUUGAAUUGAACUUACUUGUAAGACUAUUCAGUAGUGAACUAUUUCUGCAUUAACUGUUAGAUAAUAGGAACUUUAAAACUUAAUCUUAAAAGUGUGGCUACUCAACUGGUAGAAUGUUGUUGGACUUGCAUACCUAAGGUUCCCAGUUCAGUCUGUGAUGCAGAAUAUACCAGAGAAGUACUCUGACUUGCCUUAUCUCAUAUGAUAAAAUAAUAAACUUAAAAAAAUAAAGAUAAUAGAUAUGAAAUCAUA
Erinaceus europaeus (western European hedgehog) is the source of this 1521-nucleotide messenger RNA. It is a transcript of the gene ATP5PB, whose product is annotated as ATP synthase peripheral stalk-membrane subunit b. Gene Ontology annotation, molecular function: proton transmembrane transporter activity. The transcript is spliced from 7 exons. Lineage: Eukaryota; Metazoa; Chordata; Mammalia; Eulipotyphla; Erinaceidae. Gene Ontology annotation, biological process: proton motive force-driven ATP synthesis. Bases 112 to 882 code for a protein of 256 amino acids. The record is from RefSeq and is a predicted model, not a curated record.